AUGUCGGAUUGUUCACCCGCUAAUAGGGAACGUGAGCUGGGUUUAGACCGUCGUGAGACAGAAAAUGAUCAAAACCGGAUUGCUGAAAUUUGGUAUGGUACACAUAACAACGGUACUAGUACUAUUUUAGAUAAUAACUUAGGUUCAAUCUUACUUAGUAGCAAAUUAAAAGAAUAUAAUAUAGAAAUUAAAUUCAUGUUGAAGAUUUUAAUGAUAGAAAAGCCUUUGAGUAUACAAGUACAUCCUGUCAAAACACAAGCUAUGGCUUUGAAUUCAAUUGACCCUAAAAAUUUCCCCGAUCCAAACAGCAAAGCGGAGAUCUGCAUAGCAAUAAGUGAUAAAUUUUAUUUAAUGUGUGGUUUACGUGACGAUAAGUCGUUAAAUCUAUUUGAGCAUACUCCUUUGUAUGAAUACGACAUUGGAGUAUUGACGCCAUUUUUUUUGAACUGUAUAAAAUUGGAAAAGUAUGGAUCCGCAUUCAUUCCACCGGGAACACCUCAUAGUUAUGUUUCUGGAGAUUGCAUCGAAAUUUUAGAAAAUAGUGAUAACGUUAUUAGAGGCGGAUUAACUCCAAAACAUAAAGAUAUUAAUUUAUUUAUUAAAAAUAUACAGUUUACGGAGAUAAUAGUUAAUAAAAAAUCAAAUUCCCAAAACAAUCUAUUUUGUCAUUCACUUGUAAAUAACCAUUGUCAUGAUUAUUUCAAAAUUUACCAAAUAAAUGCUGUUUGUGGUCUUCCAGUAGCUUUAGAUAAAUCUUUAUUUAAAGAAAAUCGACUAUUUUUCUUACUUUGCUGUGAUGGAUCUGCUAAUGUUAAACUGGAUAAUGAUUUUAGUCUUAAUUUGAAACACGGUGACUGUUUCUGUUUAAUCGAUUACAAGCCUAUGGAAAUUAUGUCGACUUCUGGAAAAUGCUCAAUAAUAUUAGCGUUUUAG
This is a messenger RNA of Dermatophagoides pteronyssinus (European house dust mite), 933 nucleotides long. RefSeq names its product probable mannose-6-phosphate isomerase. The record is from RefSeq and is a predicted model, not a curated record. Lineage: Eukaryota; Metazoa; Arthropoda; Arachnida; Sarcoptiformes; Pyroglyphidae.